Messenger RNA from Racocetra persica, 452 nucleotides. NCBI's taxonomy places the organism in Eukaryota, Fungi, Glomeromycota, Glomeromycetes, Diversisporales, Gigasporaceae. The record is from the annotation of a GenBank genome assembly.
UCAAAGCUAAAGUAGGAUCGCAGAAAAUUAAUUGUCACCUCGAACCAGGAUUUCUCGGACUAUCAAUGUAUACUGAUAAGCUCCUCAAGAAAAUAGGUGGUAAAAUUAGCAGAAAAUUAACACUCGAAGAAAAAGAUAGCAAAUUCAUCAGAGAAGAAGCCACAGCUCCACUUGGAUUGGCCGUAAUCCCACUUACAUUUACAUCUAAUAUAAAAGAUAAUAUCCGUCUUAAUAAUAAAAAAUCUAUCACGAUUCCAACCGAAGUACUGGUUGAUAGAUAUAACUCUACAUUACCUAAUUAUAUAAUGCUUGGUAAUAAUUGGUUCUAUGGACGCAAAUAUGAUGAUGAUGAGCUCCAGACUUAUAUACCAGAAAUAGUGACCGAUGCAGAAGAUGCCUGGGUAAGAACAACUUUGCGUAUUAAAAACCUAACUGAGAAGAAAGGGGAGAGA